Molecule: messenger RNA, 501 nt
Organism: Paramecium octaurelia
Lineage: Eukaryota; Ciliophora; Oligohymenophorea; Peniculida; Parameciidae
Source: the annotation of a GenBank genome assembly
AUGAAAAAUUAAACCAAUUAAUCCGAGAUCUGUCAAUAUUGCAAUUUAAGUGACUGUGAAUGUUCAGACCAAGAGGAUUGGGACAGUUGUGAUUCACCUAAACCAAAAACUCUCUAUUCUUUCAAAGAAAUCAAUCUGCAAAACAAAUCAUUAUUAGCUGAAAUCAGAAUCAUUUGCAAGAAUUUGAUUUAUGUGAUUGGCCUAGCACCCAACAUAGCCAAGGAAGAUGUAAUCUCAUUUGUUUAUUCGAGCAAUUAAAAAAACCCGAGUAUUUUGGGCAAUAUGGAUAAAUCUAAAAAUUAAUUGUGAUCCAAAGCAACACCUUCAACCCCCCCUCUCAUGCUGCUUACAUAACUUAUCGAAAUGAAUAAGAAGCAUCUUUAGCAAUCUUAGUAAAUAUAAUUAAUAUUUAUUUGUUUUGGCAUGUGAAAAAUUUCCCUUACACGACAGAUAAGUAAAGGCAUCCUUUGGAACCACCAAAUAUUGCACAAACUUCUUGAA